Messenger RNA from Aphanomyces astaci, 228 nucleotides. RefSeq lists its product as hypothetical. The transcript has 2 exons. Gene Ontology annotation, molecular function: nucleic acid binding. The record is from RefSeq and is a predicted model, not a curated record. The coding region runs from base 1 to 228 and encodes 75 amino acids. Lineage: Eukaryota; Oomycota; Saprolegniomycetes; Saprolegniales; Verrucalvaceae.
AUGAGCCCAGACUUCAACGUCCUCGACCUGGGGUUUUUCAACUCUAUUCAAGCGCUGCAGCAUCGACAAGUCGUCACUGGUAUUGACGAUAUUAUCCUGGCUGUUCAUGGUGCGUUCGACGAACUCGAUUUCCGUGUGCUCGACAAGACGUUUAUGACCCUUCAAAAGGUUAUGGAAGAGUCUUUGAAGAUGGACGGGGACAACUCUGAGCCCUCGCUUGGAAUGUGA